UGGCUUCAUCCCUUUUUAUUUGCCUUUUGCGUUUGAGAGAACCAGAAAGACAGAUAAUCUACAAGAUAACAUGGCUUUGAGAGUGUGGGCUUCUUCCACAGCCAAUGCACUCAGAAUUUCUUCUGCCUCCAAAGCCCGUCUCUCUCCUGCAUUCUCUCUUUCCCGCUGCUUCUCUACUGUUUUGGAUGGGUUGAAGUAUGCAUCUUCACAUGAGUGGGUGAAGCAUGAAGGCGCAGUGGCUACUAUUGGCAUCACUGAUCAUGCUCAGGACCAUCUUGGAGAAGUAGUGUUUGUGGAGCUGCCAGAACCUGGUGGCAAAGUUUCACAAGGUGGCAGCUUUGGAGCCGUGGAAAGUGUAAAAGCAACCAGUGAUGUGAAUUCCCCAAUCUCCGGUGAGGUUGUUGAGGUCAAUUCUAAGCUCACUGGAUCACCUGGCUUGAUCAAUUCAAGCCCAUAUGAAGAAGGUUGGAUGAUCAAGGUGAAGCCAAGCAGUCCAUCAGAACUAGAAUCCUUGCUGGGUCCAAAGGAAUACACAAAAUUCUGUGAGGAGGAGGAUGCUGCACAUUAAAUUAGACUUUGAAUGUGCUGCUGCAAGCUUCUUGGACUAACGGAUCAUUCUCGAUCAGCUGCUUAAUUAAGAUUAAUGUUAUUUGUUGUUGCCUUCUUCUCAAUUAUCCCUGCUUAAUUUCCACUAGACAAUUUACUUAUUAAAAAAGGAAAGAAAAAAGAUCAGUUCUUGUCAACAAUUACAAAGUUGAUGGCUCCAAGUUAAAUUUGCCUUUUUUCUUCCCCCAUCUAUCUCCCACUUUUGUAAUUCUGCAUCUUCAUGUAAUUAAGAUCCCUUCCCUUCCCGUUUCACAUC
This is a messenger RNA of Corylus avellana, 862 nucleotides long. RefSeq names its product glycine cleavage system H protein, mitochondrial. Gene Ontology annotation, biological process: glycine decarboxylation via glycine cleavage system; protein lipoylation. The record is from RefSeq and is a predicted model, not a curated record. Gene Ontology annotation, cellular component: cytoplasm; mitochondrion; glycine cleavage complex. Lineage: Eukaryota; Viridiplantae; Streptophyta; Magnoliopsida; Fagales; Betulaceae.